Physeter macrocephalus (sperm whale) is the source of this 5694-nucleotide messenger RNA. It is a transcript of the gene RGS12, whose product is annotated as regulator of G protein signaling 12. Bases 129 to 5237 code for a protein of 1702 amino acids. Gene Ontology annotation, cellular component: cytoplasm; nucleus; plasma membrane. Gene Ontology annotation, biological process: signal transduction; positive regulation of protein tyrosine kinase activity; neuromuscular junction development. NCBI's taxonomy places the organism in Eukaryota, Metazoa, Chordata, Mammalia, Artiodactyla, Physeteridae. The transcript has 23 exons. Gene Ontology annotation, molecular function: GTPase activator activity; protein kinase binding. The record is from RefSeq and is a predicted model, not a curated record.
CGGAUAGCGGCCGGAGAGCGAGCGGCCGGGCAUUAUUUCAAGGAGAACUAUGGUAGCUUCCAGCAUUCCCUGAACCAUGGAUCCGCUGGCAUAGUGAGCUAUGCUCCUGGUCUCGGAAGCACUUUGAGAUGUACAGAGCGGGGGACCUGGGGGAGCGGCCGCUGCUCGGGACGGCGCCUCCCCGGAUGCGGAGUGUGGAGGUGGCGAGAGGAAGGGCGGGGUACGGAUUCGCGCUUUCCGGGCAGGCGCCCUGCGUGCUCAGCUGUGUCAUGAGAGGCAGCCCUGCGGAUUUUGUGGGCCUCCGUGCUGGCGACCAGGUACUCGCUGUCAACGAGAUCAGCGUGAAGAAAGCGUCCCAUGAAGACGUGGUGAAGUUAAUUGGGAAGUGUUCUGGUGUCCUGCACAUGGUGAUCGGCGAAGGCAUCGGCCACCUGGAGUCCUGCUCCAGUGAUGAAGAGGUUGGAUUUUAUGAAGGAAAAGGCUGGCUGAAGCCCAAACUCGACUCUAAGGCAUUAGGUAUAAACAGAGCGGAGAGAGUCGUUGAGGAAAUGCAGUCCGGAGGGAUUUUCAACAUGAUCUUUGAAAGCCCUGGUCCUCGGGCAAGCGGCUCGGAGCCCUUGAAGUUGAAACAGAGAUCCCUUUCAGAAUCAGCCACUGGGCGGUUUGACCUUGGCCAUGAAAGUGUAAAUAAUCCAAAUACCAGCCUGCCUCCUAAGGAGGAGAUACCGAAAGGUGUGAAUGAUGAUUCUGUGUUCAGCGUCGGGCUGGAGACUCAUGAAGACUUUGGGGUGGACGCGAGCAUUUUGAACGUGGCCAUGGUUGUGGGCUACUUGGGCUCCAUCGAGCUGCCGUCCACCAGCUGCAGCCUGGAAUCGGACAGCGUGCAGGCCAUCCGGGGCUGCCUGCGGCGCCUGCGGGCCGAGCAGAAGAUCCACUCGCUGGUGACCAUGCAGAUCAUGCACGACUGCGUGCAGCUCUGCACGGACAAGGCCGCUGUCCUGGCCCGAUACCCGGCCGAGAGGCUGGCGUUCAGCGCCGUGUGCCCAGACGACAGGAGGUUUUUCGGGCUGGUGACCAUGCAGGCGGCCGAUGACGGGAGCCUGGCUCAGGAGGAGGAGGGCGUUUUGCGGACGUCCUGCCACGUGUUCAUGGUGGACCCGGACCUGUUCAGUCACAAGAUCCACCAGGGCAUCGCCCGGCGCUUCGGGUUUGAGUGCACGGCCGACCCUGACACCAGCGGCUGCCUGGAGUUCCCCGCGUCCUCGCUGCCGGUGCUGCAGUUCAUUUCCGUGCUGUACCGGGACAUGGGCGAGCUGAUUGAGGGCGUGCGCGCCCGGGCCUUCGCCGACGGGGACGCAGACGCUCACCACAACGCCAGCACCAGCAGCAACAGCGACAGCGGCAUCGGGAACUUCACCCACGAGGACAGAAGCAGCCGAGUGCUCGUGGUGGACCUGGGCGCCAGCUCGAGCAGGCACGGCCCCAGCGGCAGCGCCUGGGAGGGUGUGGUCGCGAGGGGCUCCCAGCCCUGGGGCGGCCCCUGGAACGGGGCCUUCGGCCACGACCCCGAGGGGGCCCCGUUUGAGGCCGCUCCGCAGGCCGACCGGUGCCGGGACCUGGGUAAGCACCUGGGGCCCACUGCUCACGUGGAGGGCCCCCCGGCCUCCUUGCGGUGCUCGGUCCCUCCUUCCAAGAGGGGCGCUGCGGGCGCUGGUGGUGGCUUUGGCCAGCGGUGGCUCCCGGUCCACGUCCUGCAGGAGUGGCAGUGCGGGCACACCAGCGACCAGGAGUCGUACACGGACUCCACUGACGGCUGGUCCAGCGUCAACUGCGGCACGCUGCCCCCUCCCAUGAGCAAGAUUCCCGCUGACCGCUACCGGGUGGAGGGCAGCCCCGCGCAGCCCCCGCCCAGCGCCCAGAAGAGGGACUGGGCCAGGAAGGCUCUCGGGAUGCAGAACAUUUUCGGCCCCCAUCGAAAUGUUAGAAAGACUAAGGAAGACAAAAAGGGCUCAAAGUUUGGGCGGGGCAUUGGACUCCUACCACCGGCUCAGCGUACCUCUGCCCGGAGAUCUUUCGGGAGGUCCAGGAGGCUGAGCAUCACCCGCUCCCUCGAUGAUCUUGAGUCUGCAACUGUGUCUGAUGGUGAGCUGAACGGCGCCGACCUGAAGGACUGCGUGAGCAACCACAGCCUGAGCAGCAAUGCCAGCCUCCCCAGCGUGCAGAGCUGCCGGCGCCUGCGUGAGCGGAGGGUUGCCAGCUGGGCCGUGUCCUUCGAGCGGCUUCUGCAGGACCCGCUCGGAGUUCACUACUUUUCCGAUUUUCUAAGGAAGGAAUUCAGCGAAGAAAACAUUUUAUUCUGGCAGGCCUGUGAAUGUUUUAAUCGUGUUCCCGCACACGACAAAAAAGAGCUCUCCUACAGGGCCCGCGAGAUCUUCAGUAAGUUCCUGAGCAGCAAAGCCACCACGCCGGUCAACAUCGACAGCCAGGCGCAGCUGGCGGACGACAUCCUCAGCGCCCCGCACCCCGACAUGUUCAAGGAGCAGCAGCUCCAGAUCUUCAACCUGAUGAAGUUCGACAGCUACACUCGCUUUCUGAAAUCCCCACUGUACCAAGAGUGCAUCCUGGCGGAGGUGGAGGGCCGCCCGCUGCCCGACGCGCAGCAGGUCCCCAGCAGCCCCACCUCCAAGCACAGCGUCAGCUCCGACCACUCAAACGCGUCCACGCCAAAGAAGUUGAGUGGAAAAUCGAAAUCAGGACGGUCCCUGAAUGAAGAGCUGGGGGACGAGGACAGUGAGAAGAAACGAAAAGGAGCGUUUUUCUCUUGGUCAAGGACCAGGAGCACCGGGCGGUCCCAGAAGAAGAAAGACCAAGGCGACCGCCCAAACGACCCCCUGCACACCAACGGAGGCCUGGGCCGCCGGGAGUCGCAGGGCUCCAUGUCCUCGGCCGGGAGCCUGGACCUGCCAGAGGCCUGCAGGACCCUGGCGCCCGAGAAGGACAAGGCCGCCAAGCACUGCAGCAUCCAGCUCCCCGACGGGACGGCCUGCGUGGUGCUCGUCAGGCCGGGGCUCUCCAUCAAGGAGGUCCUGGCCGGGCUCUGCGAGCGGCACGGCAUCAACGGGGCCGCCGUGGACCUCUUCCUGGUGGGCGGGGACAAGCCUCUGGUGCUGCACCAGGACAGCAGCAUCUUGGAGUCUAGGGACCUGCGCCUAGAAAAACGCACUUUAUUUCGGCUGGAUCUGGUGCCGAUUAACCGGUCUGUGGGACUCAAGGCCAAGCCCAGCAAGCCGGUCACGGAGGUGCUGCGGCCCGUGGCGGCCAAGUAUGGCCUGCGCCUGAGCGAGCUGGUGGCCCGGCUGAGUGGAGAGAAGGAGCCCCUGGACCUCGGAGCCCCCAUCUCGAGUCUGGACGGACAGCGGGUCAUCUUGGAGGAGAAGGACCCCUCCCGAGGGAAAGCAUCCACAGAUAAACAGAAAAGUGCGCCCGUCAAACAGAGCGCAGCUGUAAAUGCCAGCUCCAGAAAGCACUCGGCUACGGGAGAGGAAAGAACACUAGGCAAGUCUAAUUCUAUUAAAAUUAAAGGAGAAAAUGGAAAGAAUGCUAGGGAUCCCCGGCUUUCAAAGAGAGAAGAAUCUAUUGCAAAGAUUGGGAAAAAAAAAUAUCAGAAAAUUAAUUUGGACGAAGCAGAGGAGUUUUUUGAGCUCAUUUCCAAAGCUCAGAGCAGCAGAGCAGACGACCAGCGCGGGCUGCUGAGGAAGGAGGACCUGGUGCUGCCCGAGUUCCUGCGCCUGCCGCCCAGCCCCCCGGGGCUCGCCCUCUCCCCCUCGGCCGCCCCCAGGGCCUUCUGCACGAGACCCGCGACAGGCCACGGCGAGGAGAGCGCCCCCCGGCCCCGCGGGAGCCCGGCCACCAGCCCCGGCUCGGCCGACAGCCCGCCUCUCUGCGCCCCCGGGACCCCCAGCCCCCCGGCGCAGGCGGUGGAGGCCGGGGGCGUCCAGACCGUGGAGGGCGAGCACGUGGCCGACCUGACGCUCACGGGGGAGGGGCACAUCAGCAGCCCUAACAGCACGUUCCUGCCGCCACCCCCCACCCUGCCGGGCUCGGCCGCACCUCCGAGACCAGACCUGAGCCCCGGGGGCCCUGCCGUGGAGGAGCGAGUGGCCCAGGAGGCCCUGGAAGCCCUGCAGCUGGAGAAGCGGCUCAGCCUCCUCUCCCACUCCGGCUGGCCAGGCAGCGCAGGGGACGACCGCAGCCUGUCCAGCUCGUCGUCGGAGGCCAGCCACUCGGACGUCAGCGCCGGCGGCCGGCUCGCGCCGUGGCCAGAGCCGUCCCCGUCCUCGGCGGGCGCCUCGUCGGAGGGUCUCGGGCUGGCGGCCGCCCAGGCCCCCGGGGAGGCCGCGGCGGGUGCCUCGAGGCCGCCCCCCAGGCCGCUGCGGCCACGGCAGCUGCAGGAGGUCGGCCGCCAGAGCUCCUCGGACAGCGGCAUCGCCACGGGCAGCCACUCCUCCUACUCGGGCAGCUUCUCGUCCUUCGCAGGCAGCAGCCUGGACGUGUGGCGCGGGGCCGACGAGCUGGGCUCCCUGCUCAGCCUGCCGGGCGGCGGGGUGCCCGAGCCCAGCCUGUGCGCCUGCGCCCCCGGGGCGGCCGAGUACCAGGUGCCCACCGCGCCGCGGCCCCACUACGACACGCCCCGCAGCCUGCGCCAGGCGGCCCGGGACCAGCCCCCCGCCACACAGGGCAGUGCCAGCGACGGGGCCGCCGGGGACUCGGGCGGCCGGCCGUCGGCGGGGUGUCCCUCCGGCUGGCUGGGCGAGCGACGGCGGGGCCCGGCGACAGAGGCCGCGUCGGGGCCAGGCGAGCCCUGGGAGGCGGGCGCCCCCCACGCGGGGCCCCCUCCGGCUCUCUUUUCUGCGUGUCCCGUCUGCGGAGGACUGAAGGGAGCUGCUGCCUCACCCCCUGGGCUCCCGGUGACGCACGCAGGACCCGAGAGGCCGUGCAGUGAGGCGCCCACAUAUGUGAACGUCCCCGCCAGCCCUUCCCCGCCAGGGCAGCUGCACUACCUGGGCCUGCAGCUCCAGGAGGCCGGCGCGGGCGUCCGAGGGGCCGGCGCCUCCCGCUACGCGCAGAUCGACAUCGUGGCCACGGAGGCGGCGCACAGGGCGGGCGCCCGGCACGCGCAGGCCCGGGAGGAGCGGCUGCCGGCGCUGGAGCGGAGGCGGAGGGGGACCCCGCGGUGAGGCGGCCGGACUGCGGCGCGACCCGUCGGCUCGAGGGAGCGGCCCCGCGGCACCUCUGCUGCGUCCCCGCGGUCAGGCUCCGAGCCGAGGGCCGGCGGGAGCUGCCGCCUGGACAGGUGUCGGGCGGCUCCAGGUGGACCUGAGACGGCGUCUGGCGAGCAGUCUCCGGUCCUGGGAUGCGACCUGCCCGCGCCUUCCCUGGAGGCGGCGGCCCGGUGACGACGAUGUGUCCCAGCCAAACGCAUGUCCCCAACCACGGGGGACCCGGCCAGGCCCCACCACGUGGCGCCCUCUGCAGGGCCCCCGCUGUCCCCUCUGGGUCACCGCUGCCCUGCGUCUGGAUGGCGUGGCCCUCGCGCGCUCAGCUGACUGCCCGCUUCUUGGGACCCAUUUAGUUAGUUCUGUAGAUGGUUUAAAAUCACUCGUGUUCCACUGUCGACCCGGCCAGUUAUUUCCU